Molecule: messenger RNA, 513 nt
Organism: Medioppia subpectinata
Lineage: Eukaryota; Metazoa; Arthropoda; Arachnida; Sarcoptiformes; Oppiidae
Source: the annotation of a GenBank genome assembly
AUGCCUGGACAGACACAAGUAGACGCCACCGAUGAUGCGGGAAAUACAGUGACUCUGUGUUCAUAUCGUCCCGCAUAUGACCGCAAACUAAGUGUUCCUCCACUCCAGAGGACUGCUGUCGAAGUGAAACGCGUCAAACUCUCCUACGGAAGUGGACAUAAAGCCAAGAUUAUACUCAAUAAAAUCAAUCUCAAUGUACCCGAAGCUAAUAUACUCGUCGAACUCGAGGAACACAUUUUGAAACACAAAUCAGAGCUCAGUGUCGAUGGAUUACUGGAUUGUGUUCAGGCGUUAGUCACUGAUUGUAAUCACCCGGCGUUGAGACGACUCAAAAAUAUUGAGGCAUUUCUUCAGAGAUAUGAAAAAUCAAAUCAUAUGAUAAUCAAUUGUCGAUCAAAACCUGAAGACUUUUCUGUGAUUAAAAUUAUCGGUCGCGGGGCUUUCGGUGAAGUCCAGUUAGUAAGACAUAAGUAUACAAAACAAGUCUAUGCGAUGAAACUGUUGAGCAAAUUU